AUGGACGACCUUGCACAAUCUUGGAGGAAACUAACUCUAUCUGAUAGAGAAGGGCCAGGAUGUCUCACUGCGGAUGAAAAUUUCUCUAUAGCAGCAAAAUUUCUCACCAAAAGGGCCAUUAACGUUGAUAUCAUAGCUAGAACUUUUACGCCAUUAUGGAGAGUUCAAAAUGGUUUUAAGAUUAAGGUCAUUGGGGAUCAUAAGAUUCUUUUCUCCUUUGAGAAGAAAAAGGAUGUGGACAGAAUCAUGAGUAGCGAACCUUGGAGUUUCGACAAACAUUUGGUGAUUAUGCAUCGCUACGAGAACGAGGGGCCUUUACAAGAAAUCAAGUUUGACAGGACGGUUUUUUGGGUUCAGAUACAUGGAGUCCCAAUGAGAUAUAUGACUAUUGAAGCAGUAGAAAAAAUCUGUAGUACUGUGGGAAAGGUGAUUCGACCUACGGAUCCUAGAGUUUAUGAUGGCGGUAGUUUCUUGUGUAUCCAAGUGUCCAUAGACUUAAUUCUUCCUCUAUGUAGAGGUCUCUUAGUCUCCCUGAAUAAGGAUAAGCAGGUGUGGAUUUCUUUCAAAUAUGAGAGAUUGCCGAACUUAUGCUACUGGUGUGGUCGUCUUACACAUGAUGAUAAGGACUGCGAUCUUUGGAUAGAGAGUGAAGGAACAUUGCAAGCUGAGCAGAGGGAGUUCGGGUCACAUCUAAGAGCUGCUCCAUUCAGUAUGUCACGAAAGAAUAUCAUCGCUGUCCCUGGGUAUUACUCCACGAGGAAGACGACUAACACAGAAGCCAGUACGGAGUCUUAA
Messenger RNA from Quercus lobata, 795 nucleotides. RefSeq lists its product as uncharacterized. Gene Ontology annotation, biological process: intein-mediated protein splicing. The transcript has a single exon. The record is from RefSeq and is a predicted model, not a curated record. NCBI's taxonomy places the organism in Eukaryota, Viridiplantae, Streptophyta, Magnoliopsida, Fagales, Fagaceae. The coding region runs from base 1 to 795 and encodes 264 amino acids.